AGCUUUCAAAUCUUUAGUGAAACGAUAUAGAUGGCCGUGACUUUGGAUUUUAAAUUUUAAGGUUAUAUUUAUAGAAGUUCCAUAAAUCAAGUUGCUAUUUUUAUAUUUCCAGAAGUGUUUGCAAAUAGAGUGUUUGAAUUCCUUUUCAUAGAUAAUCAUAAUUCAUUGGAUAAAAAUUUAUUUUUAAUUAUCAAUAAGUAAUAAGAAAUUCAAGCUAAAAUUUCAUCGUAAAAAAGUAUGAGGAUGUAGGGUAACAUUGAGUCCUUUUCAUUCUAAGUCCUUCUACUCUUUAGAUUUAUUAUUCUUAUAUUAUAAAAGUAAUAUGAAGUGCAUUUGGAAAAACAUUUUUAAAAGAAGAUUGUACUUCGGAAAUGUGUUACCAGUUUCUACAAAUGUCAAUACAAGCUUUGAAAACAGAUUAUGCAAAUACACAACUUUGUGUAAGUCGAAUUCAAAGGGAAAACCGGCAAUAAGUAAUCCAUUGUUUGUGCAUUAUUCAAUUUCUGAGACAAGUGAAAACCAAUCUGAUACCAACCCAAUUUCUAGUAAAUUAUUCAAAGAGAUUGAAAAUGAGUCGUUUCAUGCUUACAUGACCAAUAAUGCAAAUUAUCAGAGUACAACUCACAAAUACAUAAAACGGACUGAUGAAGUGAUAAGUAAAGAGGAAUUUGAACGUAUUAUUGCUAUUGAUAAAUGGGCAGAUAAAUCAGUUGAUGAAUUUCAUUUGAGUUUUUUGAAAGCCGCAAACUAUGCAUCCAAUGUCCUUCAUCAGCCAAUAUCAAAUGACAAGUUUACUUCUUUGAGCUUAGGUUUAAGAAGUCAUUGCGAAAGAUUUAAUCUUGAACAACUUAUAGACAUUUUUGAGUGCUUUAGAUAUUGGCAAGAAACGCAGGGAACUAAGGCUAAAAAUUUCCAAAUAGCUUUUCAAUCUCUAGAUCAUGCUUGUAUGUUAAAAAAAAAUGAGUGGGACUUCGAAACCACUAUGAAAGUGAUUGAUCUUUGGUUUGGGCUCAGACUGACCAGACUCAGUUUAUUUGUCAAGAAAGCUAUUUCAAGAUUGAUUGAGAAGCCUAAGAGGUUAUCACAUCACAACAUAGUGCAGGUGUUCUUCUAUUUGAAUACGUUGAGGGCGUUGCCACAAGAAAUAUCACUGAUCAACAUGGAAUUUGAGCUGGAUCACUGCAUCAACAAGCUGAGUUUGAGUGAAGUGGGUAUUGUGGCUUUGGGAUUCUUCAAAUCUCAGAAGAAAAUAAACUCAAGAACGCUCCUGAACAAGAUGAUAUUGACAUUUUUGGACAAUGUUGAGAAUGUUGAUAUAAUUAGUACAGCAGCAAUACUCAAGUUUAUAAGAUACACGUGUAGAGAAGACAAUAUUCCGUUGGUAAUGGAGUUGAUUGACAAGCUAGUUCCAAAGAUGGACAAAUUCACGUUGCAGACUAAUUUACAUCUCCUGCUGGUUUGCGUUGACUGCAGAAUCGAUAACUAUGAAUGUGUUUCAAAAUUUAUGGAAAUGUUUUUAGCUGAGCCAAGAGCUGCAAGACUUAAGGAAAUGGAAAAGCUGGCACUCGCCAUCGCCAGAUUCAGUUAUAAUUCAACUUUGGCCAAAGAAACGAGUCGAGUGAUUCUCGCGCAGCUGAAGGAUACUGAGAGAAGAGAAGAGUUGGCGGUGCAUGGCCGGGCCUUCAUAAAGUGUGUCAGCAGUUUAGCCGAUUAUGGACUUUUCGACAACCAACUCAUAGCGACAGUGCUCAAUGAACGAUUACUCAAAGAAUAUUACGGUUCCAAGUAUGCAAUGGACACAGAAGUAAUUGCUCUUAAUAAUGCAGUCGAGUUGGAAAUGCCUGAUUAUAAAGGAGACAAACUUGAUCCAAAAACUGCAGCCUUCAUUAGUAAAAAAUGCAGCCUGAUUGAUCUAUCAAUGAAGUAUCGCGUAAAGAAGGAUUCUUUAAUUAUUCUGGAAUUACUUGAAACAGUCGCACAAAUAUGUCAACCUACAUGUCAUAAAUUGAAAUACAUACUUCCACAUUUCAAUCGACCAGAUAUGAUUGUGAAUGUUACCAACGAUUUGAAGUUCAAACCAUUGCCACAGAUAGUAAUGGACCAGGAAAAUUUUUCGGGAAUAAUCAGAUGCCCGAAUGGCGUGCGAUUGUUGGCUAUGGUCUGUGCCAGCCGAGGCAUGUUUACGCAUGGCACACAUGUUCUCCUUGGUCAUUACAAAAAGAAGUUGCAUCAAUUGACUUUAAUUGGAUAUCACCCAGUUCUGGUGCCGUACUAUGAAUGGGACAAUUUGAAUUCCAAUGAUAAAAAAAUCGAAUAUAUACAUGGAAAGAUAGAGCUGUCAAUCAAAGAGGAGUCGUCGAGUGUCAAAACAUGUCAAAGUGGAGUUUAAAUUGAAUACAACGUGAACUAAAUUGAAUGUAUUCGGCCUUAAACUCCCACUUCUAAACUAAAUAACAGUAGUGAUGAAUGCAACUAUAGUAGAAUACUUGUAAAGUAUGAAUAAAUUUUUUUAUUGAAUUAAAAGGAUAUUUUGUAAAUAGAAUAAAGCGUUUUAAAAGUAUAUGACA
Molecule: messenger RNA, 2567 nt
Organism: Nilaparvata lugens (brown planthopper)
Lineage: Eukaryota; Metazoa; Arthropoda; Insecta; Hemiptera; Delphacidae
Exons: 8
Coding region: 323-2389 (688 amino acids)
Source: RefSeq, a predicted model, not a curated record